AUGACUGCCGAUCCUGAGGAGCGUGCUCGACUCACCAGAGCGAUCAUUGCCAGGAGACAUGUAGAACGCACUGAUUGGAUGAACCAGCUGUACACCCGAAGUAGGGCGGGAGAUGCAGAGGCCAUCAAGUACCUCAGGCAGCGGAAUCUUCCUGCCAAAGGCAGCCCUCACGAGUUCAUUAGUUGCCAUGGUGAUUUGCGGGAAGCUGGACGCCAACUCAGAGACCACUACACUCGUCUUUUCAGCUCCGAGCUGGACGACUCUCAGCAACAACAGCUUUGCACCUCCUUGGCCCAGCUUCAAGCCCGCGCAGCUGAAAGCUCGUGCGCUGACUUUACAGAAGAUGAGAUACAGCAAGGAGUUGCUCGCCUGAAGUUUGGUAAGGUUUCUGGACCAUCGGGCGUCAGCAAUGAAUACCUUGUUGCUUUAUGGAACGACACUUCUGGUCGCGCUCUCCUGGUAUCUCAUCUCAAUGCUCUGCUACAUGCGGAUGAGUUUCCGGUGGGCUUCUGUGAUGCCUUCGUGGCCCUGCUGCCCAAGGUAACCAACGUCACAGCGCGAGUCACCAGGGAAUCCAAACUACAGUCCUACGGCAUUUAUUUGUCAUGCGACAUACAAGCCGCGUUCGACAACAUUAGUCAAACAGCAGUUCUGCAGUUUCUUUUGGAGGAAUCUGAUCCAGGCCUCGGCCGCGAAACACUACAGUUGUUCAAGCUCAUCAUGUCCCUUCAGCUACACUUUACCUGGCAGGGUCAAAACUGGACUAUCCCACAACAGUCUGGUGUGCAACAGGGAGGCAGUCACAGUGCAGUCGUCUUCGCGUACGUUUUGGGUUUGGCCAUACAGAAGCUCGAGAGGUCUUGGAGGGCACAGAAAGAGACAUGCAUGCAUUCCAGUUUCUCGUUGGUUUUCGUAGAUGACCUACUGGUGACCUUUCAGAACUGGGCCCAGGCUGAUAGACUUACUGCCCAACUACAGCCGCCGUUCGUUUCAGUUCUCCCCGGGAUCAUUGCUGCCUACGUUGUCUUGGGAUACUAA
Molecule: messenger RNA, 1038 nt
Organism: Symbiodinium sp. CCMP2456
Lineage: Eukaryota; Dinophyceae; Suessiales; Symbiodiniaceae
Source: the annotation of a GenBank genome assembly